This is a messenger RNA of Sorghum bicolor (sorghum), 1595 nucleotides long. Its product is annotated as probable carboxylesterase 15. NCBI's taxonomy places the organism in Eukaryota, Viridiplantae, Streptophyta, Magnoliopsida, Poales, Poaceae. The coding region runs from base 242 to 1264 and encodes 340 amino acids. The record is from RefSeq and is a predicted model, not a curated record. Gene Ontology annotation, molecular function: hydrolase activity. The transcript has a single exon.
CUUUUCAAAUACACAGAGCGUUUCUCGAUCUCAACCAGACAACGAGGCAACGCGCCGGCCACCACUUGUCCACGUGCCUGCGAUGAUGCGGAUCCGAAUCCACACAGAUGCGAGUGCGCGAGCAAACAAGACAACGACGACGACCUUCAAUUUCACCUCCACUCUUCCUCUUCAAUCCACCCAGACAACCUCCUAGAUCCAAUCCAAUCCACACGUCAGCUCGUGACGAUCAUCAGCAGCCAUGUCCGGCGACGCGGCGCCGCACGUCGUGGAGGACUUCUUCGGGGCCGUCCAGCUCCUCAGCGACGGCACCGUCGUCCGCGGCGACGAGGCGCUUCUGAUGCCGGCGGAGCCGUUCCCGGACGUUCCGGGGGUUGAGUGGAAGGACGCCGUGUACGACACGGCACGCGGCCUCAAGGUCCGCCUGUACAGGCCGGCGGCGGCAGACGCCGGCGACGGAGGUAGCAACAUCAAGCUGCCGGUGCUGGUGCACUUCCACGGAGGCGGCUACUGCAUCGGCUCCUACAACCAGCUCGGAGGGGGCGACCACCUCCGGCGCCGCCUCGCGGCCGACCUCCCCGCGCUCGUCCUCUCCGUCCAGUACAGGCUCGCCCCCGAGCACCGCCUCCCGGCGGCGAUCGAGGACGGCGCGACGUUCCUGUCCUGGCUGCGCGGGCAAGCGUCGCUCGCCGCCGCAGGCGGUGUCGGUGCCGGUGCCGAGGCCGAGCCGUGGCUCGCGGAGUCGGCCGACUUCGCCCGGACGUUCCUGUCGGGCGUCUCGGCCGGCGCCAACCUGACCCACCACCUGGCGGUCCGUGCCGGCUCCGGACAGGUCGACCUCGCCCCGGUGCGCCUCGCCGGGCACGUCCUCCUGUCCUUGUUCCUCGGCGGCGUCCAGCGGACGGCGACCGAGUCGGACCCUCCGGACGGCGUCUCGCUGACGGUCGCCAUGUCGGACCAGCUCUGGCGCAUGGCGCUGCCGGUCGGGGCGAGCUUGGACCACCCGCUGGCCAACCCGUUCGGCCCCGACAGUCCAGGCCUGGAGAACGUGGCGCUGCCGCCGGUGCUCGUCGAGGCGCCCGAGGUCGACGUGCUCCGCGACCGCGUGCUGCUCUACGCGGCGCGGCUCAGGGAGAUGGGGAAGGACGUGGAGCUCGCCGAGUUCGAGGGGGAGCAGCACGGCUUCUCCGUCCGGCGGUGGGGCCAGGCGAACGAGGAGUUGAUCAGGAUCUUGAAGCGGUUUGUACACCGGUGUUCCACUUGAAGUGACCGGCGCUGACGCCGGCGGCCCGGCCUACGGUUGAAGUGUCGUCCUCGUCGAGUUGGUGCUGGUCGCCUUUCCGUUCUUGUUCGCGUUGUGUUUUUCGCUCCGCAUUCGUCAAGUCGCUGUCGUUGUUUUUGCCAAGUUUUAAUAAUGGCCAUGCUCCAAUAACCGACGAUGCUAUCGGGGAAUUGGCUAAAAAUCCAGCGAAAUCACGAUCAGAUGCGAGCUGCCGUCGGGCGGGCGUUGGGUUCUGGGUUACUGGAUCCGGUUCUAGCCGAACUAAUUGGUUUUUUUCAGCAAAGGUUAAUACAAUAGGGCCUUGUUUAGUUUA